CGGAAGUGGAGGCCUGAUCUGCGCGUGUUGGCUAUGGCCGUCAGCGGGGCUGUGGACCCCGGGCCACCGGCGGCUGCUGCUGCUCCCUCGCCCGCCCCGGCCGGGGCUCCAGCCCCCGAGCACUUGUUCCGGCCUAUCAGCGCCGAGGACGAAGAGCAGCAGCCCACCGAGAUCGAGUCGCUGUGUAUGAACUGUUACCGCAAUGGCACGACGCGCCUCCUGCUCACCAAGAUCCCUUUCUUCAGAGAAAUAAUCGUGAGCUCUUUUUCCUGCGAGCACUGUGGCUGGAACAACACCGAGAUCCAGUCGGCCGGCAGGAUCCAGGAUCAGGGAGUGCGCUACACUUUGACCGUCAGGGCCCAGGAGGACAUGAACAGAGAAGUUGUGAAAACGGACUCUGCCACCACAAGGAUCCCGGAGCUGGAUUUUGAAAUUCCUGCCUUCAGUCAGAAGGGAGCUCUGACCACUGUUGAAGGACUGAUCAGCCGUGCUAUCUCUGGCCUGGAGCAGGAUCAGCCUGCCCGAAGGGCAAAUGAAGAAGCUGUAGCUAAAAGAAUUGAUGAGUUCAUUGUCAAACUGAAAGAGCUAAAGCAAGUGGCCUCUCCUUUCACUCUGAUCAUUGAUGAUCCCUCAGGGAACAGCUUUGUGGAAAACCCCCAUGCUCCCCAGAAAGAUCAUGCCCUCGUGGUCACACACUAUAAUCGGACUCCACAGCAGGAAGAAAUGCUGGGGCUCCAGGCUGAGCCGCCACCAGAAGAGAAGCCAGAAGAGGAGGAUCUCAGAAAUGAAGUGCUGCAGUUCAACACAAACUGUCCAGAAUGCAAUGCUCCGGCUCAGACCAACAUGAAGCUAGUUCAAAUCCCGCACUUUAAGGAGGUUAUCAUCAUGGCUACCAACUGUGAGAACUGCGGCCAUCGGACUAAUGAGGUGAAAUCUGGAGGAGCGGUAGAGCCCUUGGGCACCAAGAUCACCUUCCAUAUCACAGAUCCCUUAGAUCUGACCAGAGAUGUGCUCAAGUCUGAGACGUGUAGUGUGGAAAUCCCAGAGCUGGAAUUUGAACUGGGAAUGGCCGUCCUCGGGGGCAAGUUCACCACAUUGGAGGGGCUAUUGAAAGACAUCCAGGAGCUGGUGACCAAGAACCCUUUCACACUGGGUGACAGUUCCAAUCCUGGCCAGAUGGAGAAACUGCAGGAGUUUAGCCGGAAGUUAGACCAGAUCCUUCAGGGUGACAUGAAGGCCCACUUUAUAAUGAAUGAUCCAGCAGGAAACAGCUACUUUCAGAAUGUGUACGCACCUGAAGAUGAUCCUCACAUGAAGGUGGAGCAUUAUGAGCGCACAUUUGCCCAAAACGAGGAUCUAGGGCUCAAUGACAUGAAGACAGAAGACUAUGAGACAGGCCUGGCUCCACAGCGGUAGCAACGGGCAGUUCCUGAGCCAGCCUCCCGUGCUGCUCAGACCGAAGGGUUAUUUAUUGCUAUCGGGAAAGGCUGGAGGGGGGUGUCCUUAGCCCCCAUGUGGGGAGGACACCUGGUCUGAGAGAUAAGGGCAGUUUUGUGAACAGUUUGUGAUGGAAGUGCAAGCCUGUUGCUUUACUUGACUGUAUCUUGGAGGUUCUGAAUUGGCCUGGGAAGAAAUCCUGAAAUGAACCAUGGGACACGUCAUUAUCCCUUUUUUUCCUACCAGCUCUUUACCCUCCCUCCACAUAAUGCUCUGUCUAGGGUUGGAACUCUGAAGAUGGAAGACAGCUACAUCUGGAGUUUGGGAGUUGGCUGGGGAAUAUAAAAUACUGGCUUUACACAGGAAAAGAGUCUUCUGAGGGGGGAAAGUCCAGCACAGGGUAAAAAGCUCUCAUUAAAGUGAUGGCUUUCCAACAGGA
Messenger RNA from Neogale vison (American mink), 1876 nucleotides. It is a transcript of the gene ZPR1, whose product is annotated as ZPR1 zinc finger. The transcript is spliced from 14 exons. The record is from RefSeq and is a predicted model, not a curated record. The coding region runs from base 34 to 1416 and encodes 460 amino acids. Gene Ontology annotation, molecular function: zinc ion binding. Gene Ontology annotation, cellular component: cytoplasm; nucleus. NCBI's taxonomy places the organism in Eukaryota, Metazoa, Chordata, Mammalia, Carnivora, Mustelidae.